Messenger RNA from Actinia tenebrosa (Australian red waratah sea anemone), 2375 nucleotides. RefSeq lists its product as uncharacterized. The record is from RefSeq and is a predicted model, not a curated record. NCBI's taxonomy places the organism in Eukaryota, Metazoa, Cnidaria, Anthozoa, Actiniaria, Actiniidae.
UUAGGCAAUGGCAGCGUCUGGUUUACAAAGCGAAAACUGUCGAACGCUAAUUGUCAUCCAAAUAUCUCCUCAUGCUGUACAAAAUAGAAACAAGAAGUCAGGCAUAAUUCAAGAAACUUGCUCCACAAUUUGUGCUCUGUUGAACAGUCAUGAAGGUGGGAAUCUCAAACUUUCUUCCACACAAGCGUUGACUCCGAACCUUCUCGACGAACUGGUUCGUGCAAUUGAGCAAAGUUUAAUUGAAUUUCUUGGCUUAACGAAUCUACGUGAGCUUUGCGAAGUAAGGAUCACAGGUCGUGGUAAAGAAAUCAUUUUUUUCGUAAAACCAAGCGAUAGAAUUUUUACAGUAAAUUAUAAUUUAGCUUUGCCUACAAAUUUUCUCGUGAGGGAAGUCCUCAGGUCCGAACCGCUUGUGAACAUUGCUCGUCUCCUGGAAACUGGACCUUUGAUCAACUCAAAUCUACAAAGCUUUAUAAAAGAGUUUUUGAAAGACGCUACAAUUCCUGGUGAUUUGAGGGAGUCGGAUACCGUGCAAUUCAAAAAAGUGAAGUCCGAUCGAAAUAAGAAUAAAUCGCUGGCUGAUCGUAUCAUUUCGAACAAGAUAACUCAUUAUAUAUCUGCGUUUGCGAACCACAAAGGUGGCCACGUGUAUAUUGGUGUUGAUGAUGAAACUUAUAGUGUUCUUGGCGAAAACCUUGAUGACAAGGAGAAAAACAGAAUCACAGAGAGACUAGAAUCUGCAAUAAAAAAUAUGCUAUGGCCAGAAGAGCAUGGUAUACCUGAACUUGGAAGACACUGGAAUAUCUCGUUUGUUCCGGUAUGUGCCGGGGAUUCUAUGACAGAGAUUCCCGGGUUGUAUGUUAUAGUGAUCUCCAUAUCGGCAUGUCCCGGAGGGGUCUUCCUAAAUCACCCUGAGACGUAUAUAAUAGAGAAUUGCAAAGUAGCCAAGAUGGAAUUCAAGCGAUGGAAGAAAAGAGUCUUACACGACGCACACAUGCAGGAUAUUGUGAAAUUUUGCCGAGAAAAUUCCUGGAGCGAAAGCCAUAGUCGUUUUCCAACGACGACUCCAGAAAGAUGCCAGGGUAAUGAGCCUGGCUACAAAGAUACAGAAGAACAUGUCCAACCUAUGAACUUGGUAGUUGAAUGUACGAGUAUUCCUAAAGUUAUUUCUCGAGUAAUUCCUCGAAAUACGAAAUCCAAAACUAUGUGCGUGAGAAUCACAGACGUAAUGGAGAAGCAUAUACAAGAUGGAGAUUUUGAGAAAGUUCAAACGUUUGCAUCAAAAAUAUGUUUUAAGAGUGAAGCGUUCCAUAAACCAGAUAUCGAAGUUGCAACUCGUUUUAUGCUUGCUCUCGGGGCUUAUCGAAGGCGAAGCUUUACAGAAGCUUAUCAGGAACUAAAUAAAGCAAGCGCUCUCGUGACUUCAGCUGAGAACUCGAAGGAAUUUGAGAUACAACGGCUUCAUUUACUGGCCUGUUUUCUCCGAGGGCAAGGUAAUCAUGGCAAAAGUUAUGAAGUAACUUGUGGCGGGUUGCAAGAACUUGAAAGCAUCUCUCCUGGAUGGCACUCAGCGUGGACGUUAAGCGAUGCUGGAUAUUUGUUUAGUAUCUUAGCAGGAGAAGAACGAAAUAAAGAGGUCCGUCAGUCUCUCAAGCGACAAGCAGUGAAUCUCUACAUCCAAGCUAUCGAACACACAAAGAAAUUUGGAGAAGAUUCGAAUGACACUUGUAAAGCUUUGACUGCAAAGUCAAAUCUUAUGCACCGUUGUCAUCUUCGACUAGCAAUGCUGUUUCUUGGCUGCGCCCCCUUCGCCGAGAAAGACGAUGAUUUUAGAGACGUCACUGACGAAGAUAUGAAUAACGCUGUUGUCAACAUAUUGGUCGUAGAGGAAAGUGUUCUGAAGGGUGACUCUCUUACAGAAGUGAAUGAAUGUUACUUGAGUCUUGCAAAAUCAGACAUCAAUUAUCGCAGAUCACGUAUCAAUGUAGAACAAGGCGAAAACUACCACAAAAAAGCCGUAGAAUGGGCCACAAAAGCGCGAACGCUUGCAGAAAAUGACCAGUUUCCUGGAAUUUUGAAAUACGCCCAGAGUCGCCUUGACCGCCUCUCAACAGCACGACGCUACAGCAGUGUCGAGGAAGAACUACUCGCUGACUUAGACAAAUCUAACGAGUAAACCAAAUAUAUUUACUUUGGUUUAAGAAACUUCCUAGUGUAAUAAACCCCUUUAGCUCGUGGAUGUAUUUUCUCAUUUCAGACCACGUGUUAUUUUCUGAGUAAGGUUUUUUGUUUGAUUUGUUUCCAUAUUUAUGGGUCUUUUCAUGCGAAACCGUUAAUAAUAAUAAUGAUAAUGAUAAUAAUAAUAAUAAUAAUAA